This is a messenger RNA of Anopheles coustani, 1003 nucleotides long. Its product is annotated as protein YIPF1. Bases 4 to 897 code for a protein of 297 amino acids. Gene Ontology annotation, biological process: vesicle-mediated transport. The record is from RefSeq and is a predicted model, not a curated record. Gene Ontology annotation, molecular function: small GTPase binding. Lineage: Eukaryota; Metazoa; Arthropoda; Insecta; Diptera; Culicidae. Gene Ontology annotation, cellular component: Golgi apparatus; membrane. The transcript has 4 exons.
AAAAUGGAGACGACUGCGGACGAUUUGUUGUCGUUUAAAGAAUUUCCGCUCAUACAGGAAACAAGUGGAACCAGCGCACAAAUAAACAUUAACUCGCCGCAACGGACUUUAGGCAGCAUCGAUAGACAAGAUGAAGACACUCCCAACGGCGACACCUCAGCAAAAUCGUCAUCUAUUUUCAGUUUUGAAUAUUACCAAAAGUUCUUCGACGUUGAUACCAUGAUUGUGGUUGAUCGGAUCGCCACAUCCAUGAUUCCGAAACGAGCCCCAUCGAACUAUUUGCAGCUGAAAAUAGCGACAAAUCCGGAUCUGUAUGGACCAGUAUGGAUUGUUUUGACUCUGAUUUUUGCCAUCGCCAUCUCUGGGAAUAUGGCUAGCUACCUUCAGAACACAGGAGAUCAUCAUUGGCGAUACAAUUUCCAUCUCGUAUCCUAUUCCGCUACGGCCAUCCUUCUCUACACGUUAGUGGUGCCCUGCGCUUUGUGGGCAUUUUUGAAGUGGAGCACACGGCCAACCGAACUCGAUGACGAAGAAGACGAACCGCUUACGCCCAGCCUUUUAUCGUUGGUCUGCAUAUACGGUUACUCGUUGGCUAUCUACAUUCCAGUUUCUGUGCUGUGGACCAUCCAAGUUUCUCUUUUCCAAUGGCUGUUGGUUAUUACCGGAGCGUUUCUGUCCGGCUUCGCACUUCUCACGAUACUGAUGCCGGCGAUAAAAAAAUCCAAAUAUUCACUAUUCGUGGUGCUAGCGAUCGAAGUAGCUCACUUCGCUCUGGCGGCGGGUUUCAUGCUCUACUUUUUCCACGCACCCGAUUCUGUGGUUGGCCCCGUGGAAGAGCCAGUGCACAAAGCCGUCACGAGUGUCGUAGUAAAUACGACAGUGCAUAAGAGUUCUUGAAAAUAUGAUAUCAAUUUUUCCCAAGUAGGUAAGCAUGAAUAGUAGGUAAAUCAAUCAAUAUUAACGUUAACCGAUGUAUCCACGUGCAAAUAAACUUGCCUGCUCU